Molecule: messenger RNA, 3659 nt
Organism: Chenopodium quinoa (quinoa)
Lineage: Eukaryota; Viridiplantae; Streptophyta; Magnoliopsida; Caryophyllales; Amaranthaceae
Product: pentatricopeptide repeat-containing protein At1g51965, mitochondrial-like
Exons: 2
Coding region: 70-2013 (647 amino acids)
Molecular function (GO): protein binding
Source: RefSeq, a predicted model, not a curated record
GUGAUUUACCGCUCGACGGGGGUAUAGUCUAUUCGUUUUCCCUAUUUGAAAAUUUACUCAUUCCAAAACAUGAAGCUCCCUCUUCACUUCCACCACCACCGUCAACUCCGGCACUACGCCACCAAAUACACCGCAAAAAUAACCUCAACAACCACCGACGGCCGCACACUCUCCGCCGAAGUCCACUCUCCUUCUCUCCCCUCCGACGCCCGCGGCUUCCCUCUUCCUCGCCGCGACCUAAUCUGCAAAAUCACCCAAAUCCUCAAAUCCCCAAUUUCCGACCCCUUUUCCGACCUCUCCAAUUACCUUCAAACCCUAACCCUAACCCUAACUCCUUCCGAAGCCUCCUUAAUCCUCAAAUCCCUCAACAAUUCCCCUCAUCUAUCCCUCAAAUUCUUCCAUUUUUGCCCCUCUUUUUUUCCCAAUUUCCGCCAUGACACCUUCUCUUACAAUCGGUUGCUUCACAUUUUGUCGAUUGCGGCGUCGUGUGGUGGGUCUGAUUGGGUUGAGAAAUGCCGUGAAGCGGUGGCGGAGAUGGAGAGGGAUGGGGUUUAUGGGAAUAUUUCGACUGUGAAUAUUUUGAUUGGGGUUUUGGGUGCUCCGGGUGUUGAUUGGUGUUUAGGGUUGGUGAAGAAAUGGGGUUUGCAGUUGAAUUCGUAUACUUAUAAGUGUAUUUUGCAGGCCUAUUUGAGGUCGUAUGAAACUGAAAAGGCGUUCGAGGUUUUUAAGUUGAUGAGGAGGAAAGGGUAUACGCUUGAUGUUGUUGGUUAUAAUAUGCUCUUGCAUGCUCUUGCUAAGAUCAAUAAGGUUGAUCAGGCCUACAUGGUUUUUGAGGACAUGAAGAGGAAGAUUUGUGAACCUGAUGAAUAUACGUACACCAUCAUGGUUAGAAUGACUGGUAAGAUGGGGAAGCCUGAUGAAUCCUUAGCAUUAUUCCAGGAAAUGCUAGGGAAGGGUUUAGCCCCUAAUUUAAUGGCAUAUAAUACGAUGAUUGAGGCACUUGUUAAGAAUCGAAUGGCUGAGAAGACAAUUUUUCUCUUCUCAAAGAUGAUAGAAAGCAAUUGUCGCCCCAAUGAGUUUACAUACAGUUUGAUUCUGACUGUUCUCGUUGCAGAAGGACAACUUGGUAAACUAGAUGAAGUUGUGGAGUUAUCAAAUAAAUAUAUAACUAAGUCAAUGUAUGCCUAUCUUGUGAGGACUCUCAGCAAGUUGGGGCAUGCAAGUGAAGCCCAUCGUCUAUUUUGUAAUAUGUGGGCUGUUCAUGAUAAAGGAGACAGGGAUGCUUGCAUGUCCAUGAUAGAAAGUUUAUGUACUGCAGGCAAAACAGUGGAGGCCAUUGAUCUUUUGGACAAGAUUCAUGAGAAGGGGAUAGACACUGAUAUUAUGAUGUAUAACACAGUAUUGUCGGCUCUUGGCAGGUCAAAGCAGAUAAGCCAUCUUCAUGAUCUCUUUGAGAAGAUGAAAAGGGAUGGACCUCCACCAGAUAUCUUUUCUUAUAAUAUUUUGAUAUCUAGUUUUGGUAGGGUAGGGAAAGUUGAUGAAGCAGUUAAAAUAUUUGAGCAGCUUGAGGAUAGUGAUUUUAAACCUGAUAUUGUUUCAUACAAUUCUUUGAUUAAUUGUUUGGGAAAGAAUGGUGAUCUUGACGAAGCUCACAUGAGAUUCAGAGAGAUGGUAGAGAAGGGAUUGAAUCCUGAUGUAGUUACUUAUAGCACACUCAUUGAAUGCUUUGGUAAGACUGACAAAGUGGAGAUGGCUAGCAGGAUGUUUGAUGAUAUGGUUGCUCAAGGAUGCAGUCCUAAUAUUGUUACAUAUAAUAUCCUACUUGAUUGUUUUGAGCGGAGUGGGAAAACUGCUGAAGCAGUAGAUUUGUAUGCUAAACUUAAGGAACAGGGUUUGACUCCUGAUUUCAUAACUUACGCUAUUCUGGAGAGGCUGCAAAGUGGUUCACACCGGACCAGCAGGAUUCGCAAGCAAAAUCCAAUCACUGGUUGGGUUGUUAGUCCUUUAAGGUGAUGAAAUGUUAUUGUGCGCCAUGUGCGGUCAUACUGAUGCAUUAAAGGCCUGGUAAUCUGGUAUGAACUAACUUUGAUGUUAGACAAGUAUUUAAUUGCCAUUUCCCUCCUUUUGCUACCUCUUCACUGUAUGUUUGUCGAGAACAAGUUGCCUCUCGAGUUUAAAAGAUUGGGACAAAAGACGUUGAUUAUGCUAUUCUGCAUGACCAUCCCACUGUUACCUAAAGUUAGAUUUUUUGUGCGUGAACUGGUUCGUAUUUGGGCUAAUUAUGAAUUAUUUAUCAAAUUCUUCCCCUUGGAGCUCAUGUGCUGCCACACCAGGUAGAAGUGUCUUCUGAGUGAAAGAACAAGGAUUCACCUGUGGGCUGCUACAAUGGUAAGCUUUACUGUACUUCUGUUUGAUAAGGUUUCACUUGCAGCCAUAAUUAAUUUGUGGGACAUGGAUUUACUGAACGCGCAUGAGUGCAGGGUACCUGUUAACAUUGCCAUCUCAAUGAGAAUGAUUUGGUCCUGGGCUUUUUCUGCUCUUAAAUUUAAGUGGGAAUACUAAUUUUUUCGCUUUAGUUUCUUUAUUCAGUUAGCUAAUCUCACUAGGCAUUGCUGGAAGCUGGGUCUUUUUUUUCGCCAUCUCAUGCUCAAGUAUGCUCUUGUGAUCAUAUCAUUCAGCUCAUUUUGCAUCUUUCAUUAAUGUGGAAAGGGAAGAGCUUAAAUUGUGUUGUUCGUACUUAAAUAUUUGCUUGGAGAGGUGCAGCAAGUGACAAUUUGUGUGAUGUUUCUUUGGGAAAAGGGUAAAAUAGGUGAUAUGCUGAUAUGGAUUGUGCCGAAAGCCAAGGAAUAUGAGGGUCCAAAAUUCCAAAUGCACACAUUUUUUAUCUCAAACCAGUCCAAAGAUGUUCUCACUAAGGACUUGCAAAUAAUAUAUCUUCCGAAGGGAGUAUCCUGCAAGAAACGCGGUAUUGCUAGUUGUUACCCUAGAGUGUGUGUAAAAUGUAGAUGUUUGCCUGUCUUCCAUAGAUAACAGUUAGUGAGAAUCGAUCCCAAGAUCUCCUGGAAUCGGGAGGGAAGCUCUAACCACUUGAGCUAUCCCUCACUCUCAAAUUUGCUUAUAAUUAUGAAUAUACAUAAAUCUAUCUAUGUACUCUGUAGUCUAUAGUAUGUAAUUUUUCCAAAUUUAAAUUAUUAUGAAUGGUAUGUUCUUAUUGACAUGAACAUAUUGAGGAUGAACCCUUUUCAAUUUGUGACUCAUGUCAUUUUGUUGGAUGUUUUUCUAAUACAUGUACUUCGACGAGUUUUGCCUAAAUACACCGCCCUAGUGAACGUGUUUUGCUCAUCACAAAAAUAUACUCGUAUGUGUGUAAUAUGGUAUUCCGAAGACACAUGAAGCAGUCCAAGGGAAGAAUUAGGAGGUAUCUUUGAGUUGGUAGAGGGCUGUGAUGAACCACAUUUAUCAUAGCUAGAAACUUGAGCAGUUGAGCUUCAUAUGUACUGAUUUGAAUUGAGGACAACUAAAUUUGGUGAAUUUAAUGCGAUGACUAACUUUUUUUUUGUGCACAGUUUGAGCAAAAUGGCAAUCAACAAGCAAUCAAAAGCACUGUUUGUUUAGCGUGCUGAUUCUUUUUCUCUAUCAUGCAGUAUGCAGUUUAUGUA